AUGCCUCCUCGUGUGAAGAAGAUGCGUCAAUCCGUCGAAGCACCGGUGGCAACGAUAUCACAAACCGAGCAUGAACAGCAUGAAGAAGCGCAUACACCAGAGCAAAGCCCAGGGAGGCGAACAGCCAGUAUAACAGCAGCGCAGAAGCAAGCCCUCAUCGACAACCUUCAGCUCGAGAUCACGGAACGCGCUCGAAAACUGCGCGCCCAAUAUGCGCUUCAAGCCCAAGGCUUACGAGCUCGACUGGAGAUGCGCGUGAACCGGAUCCCGACGGCCCUGAGGAAGCGGAAUAUGCAGGAUUUGCUGGACGAGCAUGCGGAGAAGGCACGGCCGGCUCCGGCUCCGCCUGUGCCUGCUAAGGAUACUCCGAGGGAGGUGAGGGGGAUGCCUGUGGCGCCUGUGUCUGGACGGGGGAUGAAGAGGAUGAGUGACCAGAUUGCUCGAAAUGAAGGAGAUGACAAGGAGAACGCGCCUACGAGUGAGCUGGACCACGAAUUACCGAAUCCAAAGAAGCGUGCGAAGACGAAUACCGCCAACACGAAAGCUACGCGCACCGUCUCUCGGAAAGCAGUCCCAGCCAACGUCCUCUCGCCACGAUCACAUAACUCUCGAACACUGCCGAAAUCACCUUUCAAGGCUGUAGUGACAUCGCCUUUCAAAUCACACAUGUCACCAGUCAAGCCAGUCUACCUAGGAGUGCCGCCCUCGGCUGCAUCUUCCCGCGCACCAAGCCGUCAACAGACUAAGCGUCCUGCAACGGUCAUGAGUAGCGAUGUGGAAGGUCGAAGUAGCGAGGCGAGUAACACUUCCGCCGGUACGACCAUCAUCCACAAAGCUGCUGCUAAGGGUCGAGCGGUGGUCAAGAAACCUGUUGCAGUGGCUAAGAGUGCUGUGGCGAGUGCGACGGGUGGCAAGAAAGGUGGGAGGAAGGCGGUGGCAGAAGUGCCUGUAGCCGCGACGAGUAGUGGGAGGACGCUAAGGAGACGAGGGUGA
Molecule: messenger RNA, 993 nt
Organism: Recurvomyces mirabilis
Lineage: Eukaryota; Fungi; Ascomycota; Dothideomycetes; Mycosphaerellales; Teratosphaeriaceae
Exons: 3
Coding region: 1-993 (330 amino acids)
Source: RefSeq, a predicted model, not a curated record